CUCCCGUCCGGACCCGUACACUCAUCCGUCCGAGCCAUGCACCUGAGCGCGUGCGAGUCGUGCCACUCGCUGGUGGUGCUCUGCAUCCUCCUGAGGAGUUGCCAGGCCUUCAGGAACGACGCCACGGAGCUGCUGUUCACGCGCGUGACCGCGCCGGUGCCCCCGGAGGUUCAGAGCAACGUGACCCUGAACCGCGCGCGGACCGGGGGGCGAGGAGCGGCCGGCGGGGCGCACGACCGAGGAGAGCGAAGCCAAAUCGGAUGCAGAGAGCUGAGGUCCACGAAGUACAUCUCCGACGGCCACUGCACCAGCAUCAACCCCAUCAAGGAGCUGGUGUGCGCCGGCGAGUGCCUCCCGGCUCAGAUGCUCCAAAACUGGAUCGGCGGCGCCUACGGCCGGAAGCUGUGGGGUCGCCGGGGCGGCGGCCAGGACUGGCGGUGCGUCAACGACAAGACCCGCACCCAGCGCAUCCAGCUGCAGUGCCAGGACGGCAGCGCGAGAACGUACAAAAUCACCGUGGUCACCUCGUGCAAGUGCAAGAGGUACUCGAGGCAGCACAACGAGUCGGGCAACAAGUUCGGGGAGCCGGCUCUGUCGCCGCCGCAGCUCCUGCACAAGUCCAAGAGCAAGAGGAGGCCGGGGAAGAACCGGCUCAGUGAGAACUGGCCCGACGCCGAGCCCUAAAAGACUCGCACUCUGGAAGAAAACCCCACAUGCACCUGCAGGGGUUCCGUCUCGGUGACACGGAGAGAGUCCAGAGGACGUGGAUUAUCUUCUCAAAGUGACUGGGACUUGAUUUAGGUGGCGCUGGUUCCUCGCUACGGUGGAGAACUCCAGAAGGGCACGCCGAGGACCUUUUGUGGUUCAAAGAUAAUGUGAACAGAGCCGGGGUGCAGAGCCUCCUGGAACCAACACGCGUUGUCCCCUCCGUAUACGCUCCUAUAUAUUCAUUUUAUACGCUGAUGGAGAUCCGCAGUCUAGAAACCAACACCAGUAAACGCCAAACAAUCUUCUUUUUUUUUGUAAAUACUUUGUACAUAUAAUCAAAAUUAUUACUUCCCUUUUUUUUUAA
Cyclopterus lumpus (lumpfish) is the source of this 1072-nucleotide messenger RNA. It is a transcript of the gene sostdc1a, whose product is annotated as sclerostin domain containing 1a. Gene Ontology annotation, biological process: negative regulation of BMP signaling pathway; negative regulation of Wnt signaling pathway. The record is from RefSeq and is a predicted model, not a curated record. Gene Ontology annotation, molecular function: BMP binding. The transcript has 2 exons. Lineage: Eukaryota; Metazoa; Chordata; Actinopteri; Perciformes; Cyclopteridae. Bases 37 to 684 code for a protein of 215 amino acids.